AGAGGAAGCAGGAGUGUGGGAAGAAAAAGGUGGAUGACAAACAAGAGAGAUCACAGAGGAGAUGGAGAUACAAUGGGAUAUAUGACAGAACUGGGAUGAUGAAGAGGAGGUGGGGAAAACGAGGAGGAGAUAUGCCCCCAGUGAUGGAGCGCUCAGGGGCCGGGGUCCUGUCCAGGAGCAGAGCCAAGACCGUAACCAAUGGCAACAGCCAACCACACUCUGAGGAGGAGAGCAGCGAUGAAGAGCAUGCUCACGACAGCAUGAUCAGGGUGGGUGGAGACUACCAGGCGCAGAUCCCUGAGUUCAAACCAGACAGUCCAGCCCGUUACAUAGAGAAGGACCAGAGGAGUAUGUUGGUGUGGUGUCCCAACAGCCAGCUUUCUGAUGCUAUGUUGGACGAGUACAUUCUGAUGGCUAAAGAGAAACAUGGCUACAACAUGGAGCAGGCUCUGGGCAUGUUGCUGUGGCACAAACACGACGUGGAGCGCUCACUGGCCGACCUCGCCAACUUCACCCCUUUCCCAGACGAGUGGACGGUCGAGGAUAAAGUGUUGUUCGAACAGGCCUUCAGCUUCCACGGCAAGAGCUUCCACCGCAUCCAACAGAUGCUUCCAGACAAGCUGAUCUCCAGCUUGGUGAAGUACUACUACAGCUGGAAGAAGACCAGGACCAGGACCUCAGUCAUGGACCGACAGGCCCGGAGGCUGGUCAGCAAGAGAGAGAAAGAUGAUAGUAAUGAUGAGGUGGAGCAAGGAGACCCUGGCAGCGACAGUGACUUUGAGAUUGACACCAAGAAGGAGGUGAGCAACAGAAUACCUAAUAGUGGCUGUGUGACCGACAGAGACCGUAAGGAAAGUAUCGGGGCUCAGUACCGCCACCACCCGCUCAGGGCCCGCCGCAGGCCACCCAAAGGCAUGCAUCUGGACCGGGGAGACAUCAUGUCCCUGUCAGCCUCUCACGAUGCCGGGGUGCUAACUGUACGACAGCUGGACACACAGUUGGUUUCACUCAAACGACAGGUUCAGUCUAUUAAACAGAUCAACAGUAGUGUGAAACAGAGCAUGAGUGAAGGUAUUGACACUCUCAGACCCGCUGAACCUGCCUCUAAGAUGAACUCUCGUUGGACGACAGAGGAGCAGCUCCUGGCUGUGCAGGCCAUCCGUCGUUAUGGUAAAGAUUUUGCAGCCAUUGCACAAGUGAUAGGGACCAAGACACCGGCUCAGGUGAGUUCGUUCUUUGUGAGCUACCGGCGCAGGUUCAACCUGGAUGAGGUGCUGAGGGAGUGGGCGGCCGAGCAGGUGGCCACCAGCCGAGAACAGAGAGACCCCAGGAGGAGUGGUGAGGAGGUGGCAGCAGCUGCAGAUGGAGCUGCUGAGGAUGAGGUUAAAAUGGAGAACUCUCCCUCAGAUACCACCAGCAGCUCAUCUCCCACCUCCUUCACCCAGACCCAUUCCUCCCUCUCUCAGCCUCCUCCACUGCUGCGCCCUGCACCUCCUUCGGCUCCCCCCAGCCUCCUUCGUCAGCCUCCCCCCCUGCAAACCCGCCCACUGCAGAACCGAGCACCCCACAACCACCCUCCCCCUCCGCUUAUCAGGCCCGCCGUGACCUCCUCCUCCACUGGGAGCUCCAGCCUCAGGGCUUCUCCUCCCAGCUCCUCCUCCUCCUCCACUGCUGCCGGGCAGAUGCCUCCUUCGCUGGUCGGGCUCAAAGUGGAGCAGCCCAACUCACACUGACACACACACACACACACACACACACACACAAACACACAACAGUAGGAGUAGAAACACACCCACACAAAUUAGCAUGCAGACAAACACAAUCCAUUCUGUGUUCUCAGAGAGAAUUCCUUCAACCCGCAACUCCAUCGCUCCUCUCCUUUUGUUCUGGGACCAUUACACAUCACAUGAUCAAUUGCACACGCUCAGGUCCUUAAGGUGACAUCACAGCACUUACAAUGUGGCAGGCAGAGUGUGAGGACUGCCUCAGCAAGUCCACUUUGUAGGGCAGUGUUCUGAACCCCCUUUACUGUACUAGCAAACACCUACCUCCACACAUCGUACUUCUUUAGUGUACACACACAUACACUUCAAACAAGGUAGCAACUCAACUACCUGCACACACCUCUCUGAAAUAACAAAAAGACACGGUGGAUCAUCAAGCUGUUGAAGAAAACCCUGAUCAAUUAGAGCAAACCCACCUGCUCAUCUCCAUGGCAACUGUUGAACAUCUGGACUGGGGAGGAGUGUGAUUCAAAAUACUAAAUAUAUGUAUCUACACUGGGCGGUUAUCAAGUUGUCCAAACAGCCUUCUGGAAAACAAAUAAUGAAUGAAAGAGGGACAAAAAAGGCUGAGGAAGAAUCGCCCACAUCUGAGCCAAACCUGUUCCUUCUCUGAGGUGGUGGAGAGGAGAAAAUCAUUUGGGUGGGUGGGAAUGAUGUGAAGAAAUGAGCCUUCUCCUUCUAAGCUUUGCUUUAAAACGGAGGAGCGAGAAGGUACUUUUACAAAGAAACCAUGCUCUGUAACGAGGCUGCGAGUGAACGGUGAUCGAAGCUGUUGGUUCAAUGGUGAGCAGAAAAGGAAAGAGUAUAGAGAUGAGGCCUCUCACUCUUCUUUCAUAGCCAUGUAUUACUAGUAUUAACUGGAGUGUUUUCUUUUCACUAGGCCUUUAUAGGUGAGCCCUAGAUCGGCGGUUAGUUACUGUAAGUAGUUUAGAUAGUGCAUACUUUAUGAUGCAGAGCACUAAAGAGCCAUUUAACUGGACUGUGUCUCACAUUUCAAGAAGACAUUUGUCCACAGCUUGUUUUGUCACUGGCUCAGUGUUGAAGUGCUUUAGUUUGUUACUCUGAGGAAGAUUUUCAGUAAUCAGCCAAAUCUGGUCGCUCUGAAGAACAAGUGAACCAAACUGUGUGUUAUGAUUUUUGAGCUUCCCUGGGUUGACUUUGUCCCACCUACAGAUUUAUGUACACUGAAAAAGAAAAGUCUGUUUUACUUUGAAAACACACUGUCCCACAGAUUGUCUAGUUAGCUGUUGACAUUUUACAACGUUGGCUUCCUUAGACACAGGGGAGGUAGUAAAAAAAAAAAAACAAGAGGCAGGCAUUUUGGGAAGUAGGCCGCUGCUGCUUUCUUGAUGAGCGUUAACAAGACCAACCAGCGUGUAGCUCAGCUUAGUACACUAGACAGCUAGCUUGGCUCUGUCCAGAGGGAACUAAGUCUGCCUAACAGCACCUCUAACAUGAAGGCAUUGUAUCUGUGUUAAAAAAAAAACACAGCUACUAUUUCUUAGUUGAGGCCUGUAACUUCUGGGAGUCCCCACUGGUUGACAGGCAACUUUUCACAACUAAUAGUCAAGAUCUGUGUAAGCCUUUAACAACACUUUGUUUUCAUACUUCAGGUGUAAGGAUUAAAGUAAUUAAAUUCAUGAUUAGUGAGCUUUAGAGGUGCUGGUAGGCAUCUUGUGCUAAGCUAAGCUAGCCAGCUGGUGGUAGCCUCAUGUAGCAUACAAACAGGAGUUACAUCUAAGAAAUCAGAUAAGGUCCUCCAGCUGACACCCACACUAGCACUGGUUGUUAUGUUUUUCACUGGGAAGCAUGUGAGAAUAAUUACUAAAGUGAAUUUACAACUAGCUGAAGCCGUCAGAGUUCAGUGAAGGCAGCUUUCUCUCUGGUAGUUGAAACUCCACAUGGAGGUCUGAGAGGUUUCUGCUGUAAUGUCAGCUCGCUGACUGUUUUAGCCAAUGAACUGUCAAGAACUACUGCAUUUAAUGUCUGUCCUGCCCCAGCGUCUCUGCCUCUGAAACACUCCUCACCCAGGGUGGUGGCAUCAGGGCACUUCAUAAAUGUAGAUGACUGAACCCAGUUUUUCUGUGACACCUAUACUACUUAUUUCUUCUGGACAUGAUUGAGCUGAAUCUCCCCUCUUCCUCACACCCUAGUUACCCGUUUAUCACUGGCUUUUCAAGCAGACCUGGGGUCACCUGUUCUGUAAACUCAAUGCUGCACCUUUCCUACAGCAACACUACCUGUUCCUGUUAGCGGAGGCUAGUUUGACGCUACGCUGUGAAAGAAUUGAAGCAGCCAAUCGUUACAUUUGGCUUUAAAGUGACAUGUAUUUUGACUUUGUUUUCUUCAUCCAAAAACUGCUCGUGUGUUAAUGUGAGAAGUUGUUUACAUUGUGAAAACUGAACUGUUUGUGUUUGACAGAUGUUUUUUUUAGAAUAAAGAAAUG
This is a messenger RNA of Monopterus albus (swamp eel), 4230 nucleotides long. RefSeq names its product REST corepressor 2 (gene rcor2). NCBI's taxonomy places the organism in Eukaryota, Metazoa, Chordata, Actinopteri, Synbranchiformes, Synbranchidae. Gene Ontology annotation, biological process: regulation of transcription by RNA polymerase II; negative regulation of DNA-templated transcription. Gene Ontology annotation, cellular component: histone deacetylase complex; transcription regulator complex. Gene Ontology annotation, molecular function: transcription corepressor activity. The coding region runs from base 96 to 1733 and encodes 545 amino acids. The transcript has 14 exons. The record is from RefSeq and is a predicted model, not a curated record.